Setaria italica (foxtail millet) is the source of this 2153-nucleotide messenger RNA. RefSeq lists its product as uncharacterized. NCBI's taxonomy places the organism in Eukaryota, Viridiplantae, Streptophyta, Magnoliopsida, Poales, Poaceae. The transcript is spliced from 12 exons. Bases 467 to 1711 code for a protein of 414 amino acids. The record is from RefSeq and is a predicted model, not a curated record.
AGAGUCCCCGGCUCGGGAGCCGCAGCCAAUCCAGCCAUGACUCACCAUGAGAUCUUUUCUCCGCGGGUUCCGUGCAGGCUGACCAGCUGUGCGCUUCAUAAUUGAGAGGGCCAGAUUGCAUUCGCAUCAGCGCAAAACCUUGCCCCUUUAAAUAGACACAGGUCAUCUCAGUCUCAACCCUGUAGGCUUCUCUCCUCUCCUCUCUCUCCUCUCUCUGCCUCUCUGACUUCUUCCUCCGGGAGUCCAGCUCACCAGGAGGAAGAAGUUCCAUUGCCUUCUUCGCUCAUCUGCCUGCGUCCACACUCGAACAAGACUGCAGAGACGGGGAGCGGAGGUAGUAGUGGUGGCGGUGGCCCUUGCUGGGUGGAGGUGGAGGCUUCGAUUCGGGCGGUGGCUCGUGGCCUGACGAAUCCCGGAAAGGCCGCCGGAAAGGGGAGGACAAAGGUAAACAGGCCGCUGUGAAGCCAUGGGGUGCGGGGCGUCGAGCCAGAAGGACGCCGCCGGCGGGCCCCGGAGACGGCCGGGGAGCGUCGGCGACGUGGUCGUGUUCCUCCCGGGCCUCCGGGUGCCGAGGAGCGUCGACCUCGCCCAGGCGCUCGGCGGGCGCCUGGACAGGAGCAUUGUGGAGCGGCUGUCGGCUCUGAGAGCGCGCGUCGUCGAGAUGGCAAUGCAAGAGUCGGCGGUGGCGCUGAAGCCAAGGCGGAGGGCGGCGGCACGGCACGGAUCUAGUACAGCCAAUCUCCUACAGGCUCUUGAAGAAUACUUGCCCGUUCUGCUAGGAUUGGUAAAAGAAGGUAGUAUGUUGAGGCACGCCGUGCAAUUCACUUGGACUAACCAAGAGGAUAAUGCUGAGGAGACGGCCAUGGCAGAUGCCUGGUACGAGGUGCUGUCCGUGCUGCAUUUGAUGGCCAUGGUCUGCUUGCUGCAGGCCAACACCCUGCUUCUCCCCAGGUCAUACGGCGAUGGCUAUGCACCAAGAGUUUCUGAAGAGAGCAGAAGGGUCACUGUUGAUGUUUUCUUGAAGGCAGCUGGAUACUUAGACUGCGCAAUUCGGCAUGUACUUCCACAGAUUCCACCGGAACUAAGGAGGCAACUUCCAGUAGACCUCGUUGAAGGAAAUCUCAAAGCUUUAAGCCUGCAAGCUCUGGGUCAGGGGGUGGACAUGCAGCUUGGUUUGGCUAUCGAUAGUCCAAAGGCCACUUUAGCAGUAAAACGGCGCUUAGCCUGUGAAAUGAUCAAGUAUUGGCAACAUGUUCAGGAAAGCAUUCCAGAUCUUCCUGGCUCUGAUGGAUGGGGGAAAAAGCACCGGCUGUUUGUCAAGUGGAAAUAUGUUGAAGCAAAGGCUGCAGCAUACUAUUUUCAUGGUUUGAUUCUUGAUGAGGGAAAUACAGAGAAAUCCCAUGGAAUGGCAAUAGCCGCACUUCAAGCUUCAGAAGAAUUUCUGAAAGAAAGCAAAAGGGUUUCGGAAGCCUUCCAUGCAACUCCUCCAACAUCGAGGAGCCCUACUCCAUUCGGAACAGCAAAAUAUAUGUUUGACAAGAUCCCAAAAGAUGCUUCAAGCAAGGUCCGAAUCAACCAGGACCUGUAUACCCAAGAAAAGGUCAUAGGAACUCCGCCUCCCUUACCAGAUUUUGCAUUGGCGCUAACACCUGAAGACUAUGAUCUUCCUCCAUUAGAUCCACUUUGGAACAAAGAAGACAGACGUCAUUAGGUGUAUAUGCAACAGAAUGGUUUCUUCAGACGAAAAGCUUGGCGUUAGAGAGAAACAAGAAGCACCAAGAUCUGCCAUGCGAAAGCUGAGCAUGGUAAAAGUGUACAAAGUAUGUUUGAACCAAAUUUCGUAUCAAAAAAAAAUCCAACCAAUUGUUAGGAAGGCCUGAAGAUAAUCUGAAGAGCAUUGUACAGGCGAUUUUUCUUCUGAUAAGGGAAAUGCUUUGUCAAAGGGUUCAUUUAACAUUCUUGAUCCUGAUUCCUGAUGUUCCUGAUGCUUGCAUUUUCUCGACAAGGGCAUAGCUUUGGGCCCGUUCUGAUUUAUGUGUGGUCCCUCAAUAGCUUUGCCAGAUUCAAUGAUAUUUCAAGAACUGUAACCUUCAGAGUUUCAUAAUUUGAUUGGGAACCAGCCUGGGACCAAAAGUGGCAGCUUUCAACUUGUA